This is a messenger RNA of Saprolegnia parasitica CBS 223.65, 1248 nucleotides long. RefSeq lists its product as hypothetical. The record is from RefSeq and is a predicted model, not a curated record. NCBI's taxonomy places the organism in Eukaryota, Oomycota, Saprolegniomycetes, Saprolegniales, Saprolegniaceae. The annotation marks the transcript as partial. The transcript is spliced from 4 exons.
AUGGACCGCAGCGCCAACAUCAUAGUCCACUUGAGCCGCGACGCCAAGCACACAAUCGUGCUGCCCAAUGUCGCGACAUCCAAGUCGGUGGCCGCGGUGCUGCACGAAGCCCUGUAUCAGUACGCCCGCAUCAACCACGACACGCCCGCUCUGGCUGUCUCGGGCCUCUACGACAUGUACUCGGGCACAAUGCUCGACCUCAGCGCGUCGCUGCACAGCGUCGCAACCUUCCACGCGGCCACCAAGUGCAUGCGCCUUGGCACCGCACCGCUCAGGACCAACGACGUGAGCGGCAACAACAGUACUAAGGGCCGCAGCUCGGACUCGCCGUUCGAGUCGUUUGUCAAGUCGAUCUUUUCGUCGUCGGACGACACCCCUCGUCCUGCCCCGUUGCCACCACAAACCAUCGCGGCGCCGUCGCUCAUCGAGUGCAUCACGCAGCUACGCGCUGCGUCCAUCGAGGAGCUCUGCACUGAGUGUGGCGUCGCGCCAGAGGCCGCCAUGCACCUCGUGCGACAGCUCCAACGCUUUACAAGCGGCGGCCGGGCGUUUGGCCCACCCGAUGAACCACCCAACGCGUCAUCCGCAAGCUCCACAGCGUCCGAAGACGACCCGCAGGACGACGACAACGACGACGACGAGGAUACAUUCCUCGGCGAAGCGCCCGUCUUGCUACAGUAUGCACAUGAUUCGCCAGCGUUUCGCCGUGAGGUCGCCGCCAUCGUCGCCGCGUGGCCACGUGUCAUGACCGACUUUAACCGCGUGGUGGCUGCGGCCAAAGCCGUCCUCGCGUCCAGCAAGUGCCACCUAGCGACGCUGCACGAUUUGUACACGGAGCUUACGACGCCGGUCGACGAGACAACGUGCCUCCGACACCUCGCGGGGUCGGCCAAGCGCGCGUGGACGCCGCUAACCGAACGCUGCGAUCGCUCCAUGGACGCCCUGCGCGCGUUUGCGUCGAAUCUCGCGUCCGAGUUUGUCGCUCCGCUCGAGACGCUCCUCACGCACGACCUCGGCUGCGACGCGGCUGCAUCGCGCCAGCGCCUCAACGCCGCCUUUUACGCGUACUGGGCGAUGGCACACGAGGUCACCUCCGACGCAAUUGGCGACGACGCCCGUCUCGAGGCGGCGCGUCGGGUCUUCGAGUCGGCGCGUCUGUCCAUGGUGCGGCAUGUCAACGAGACUUUUCUGCAUGCGCUUCGUCUUGUGGAGCGCACCGGCAGCGCGUUUGCCCAUGCGAAUGCCGUC